This is a messenger RNA of Musca vetustissima, 561 nucleotides long. RefSeq names its product parkin coregulated gene protein homolog. The transcript is spliced from 3 exons. The record is from RefSeq and is a predicted model, not a curated record. NCBI's taxonomy places the organism in Eukaryota, Metazoa, Arthropoda, Insecta, Diptera, Muscidae. The annotation marks the transcript as partial. Gene Ontology annotation, molecular function: Hsp90 protein binding; Hsp70 protein binding.
AUGCGUAAGAAAAAUGUCACUGAAUUUCCGGUCAAAUGGUUUUGUGCACCACAGGAUUUAGAUUAUUGCUAUUAUUUACCAAUAUUUGUGGAUGGAUUAUCUGACAGUGACAUAGAAAUACGUCAAUUGGCCCAAUAUGGUGCAAUGGAUAUGAUUGUAAAGGCUCCACAUAAGGUUUUACCGGUAUUACCGAAAAUGAUUUUACCUUUUAAACGAGCAUUCAAUACCCGGGACAAGAAAAUUAUUAUUGCAGCUCUGAAAGUAUUGCAAAUGAUGGUGUUGAUGGCACCUUGUGUGGGUCAGGCUUUGGUACCCUACUAUCGCCAGUUGUUGGCCGUUUGUAAUGUGUAUAAAAAUUUAAAUGUGAAUUUAGGAAAUUUCAUUGAUCCAGAUCGUGAACGACGCAUUGCUGAUGUUAUUGAGGAUACUUUGAAUGCAUUGGAAAAAUGUGGUGGUCCGAAUGCUUUUAUCAAUAUUAAGUAUAUGAUACCAACAUAUGAGAGUUGUGUUUAUCCCCUCUGUGAAUUUGGUGGAGAUAAUGCUACAGCUGAAAAUAACCAU